Molecule: messenger RNA, 6453 nt
Organism: Xenopus tropicalis (tropical clawed frog)
Lineage: Eukaryota; Metazoa; Chordata; Amphibia; Anura; Pipidae
Gene: itprid1
Product: ITPR interacting domain containing 1
Exons: 14
Coding region: 714-3548 (944 amino acids)
Molecular function (GO): signaling receptor binding
Source: RefSeq, a predicted model, not a curated record
AAACAUCUAACUGGUUGCCAUGGGUUACUGUCAGGUGCAAAUUUGCCCAGUGUUUAUAAAUGACCCCUAGAUGAGAGGUAAUUGCAAGACUCCAUCUGUGGCCCCUGUCUCAGAAAUCAAAUGAUUACAAAUUUAAUAAGCAACACCUAAAAAUAGCUCCUAGUCUGUCAACUAGUUAUUCGUAUACCAAUAAAGAGUUGCAUGGGAGUUAUUUUACUACUGACGUCAGUUCUACAUGUAAAAAACAUUGCCAGGCUGCGCUUACUAUUUAGGUUAUUUGCAUAAAACAAAUAACUAACCUACUGCAAAUUUAACCCUUUUUUUGCUUCAUUACUGAAAAUGGCCUAUACACAGUACAAUGCUAAAUAAUCAUUCUGUUACAUUCUUUUUUACAAGCAGUUUAAUUGUAAGCACAUAGACCCCUGGACACUCAAGUCUCUCUCCUAAUUCCUUUUGAUGUGUGCCAGGGAAGUUUAAGAUUUUAACUUAUCUAAGGUUUUCACAGGGACCACUUAUUCUAAGAAUAAUUAUGGUCUAAACCCAGAAAUGAGUCUCCAUGAUCAUCCUAAAUAAUAUGAUGCUUGUUCCUACAAUGAAGCACUGUAAUUAAAUGAAGGAUUAUUGCAAGACAUGGCUUCAAACUAUAGGUAUGAUGGGAUAAUUGACCAAUCUGGAUUCAACAAGAAAGCAGUCUUGGUAUAUUUCAAGCAGCAAUGGCUCUCUCUGGUUUUACCAGCCCAAAAGACUCAAUAUGUAAACCUGACGUACAUAAUGUGAAGCAGGCUGGCCCCAUGUUCAAAAUGGAAACAACUAACAUCUCGGUAAAAGAUUUUAUGAGCUCUUUGAAUAACUAUUUGGAAACACCUCUGACAUCAAAACAGGAAGCAAGUGUAAAUUGUGCCUUUACUUUUCCUACAAGCAUUAGGCAGCUUCUCCAGUUGUAUGAAGUUGAUCCUAUUGAUCUACUUCUUGAUCUGGGAUUUGGUGUAGAUGAACCUGAUAUCUGUACAAAAAUACCCUCUCGGUUCAUUAUGAGCCCUUCUGGAGCCAGAGGAAUCAACAUUCACGUCUUUCUCGAAGCUCAAAAACAGCGUAUGGAUAUUGAAUGCCCAAAUCUCUGUGGUCGUUUCCGUCAGUUGGAAGUCCUUGAACAGGUAACAAGUGCUUUUUCAUCUUUACUGAAAGAUGUUAACUUAGCUAACUCGGUACAGGAUGGUGGCAAAGGAGAAGUCAUGCUUACCAGGAAAUCAGCGCUUACUCAGGAAAAGAGAAAAAGAGUAUGCCAAUUGCUUUGUAAGUUUGCCAAGGAAGCUAGGGGAAAUGAGGCGAGCUCUGGGUGCUUGGAUAAGGAGGAGUCUUGUAAAGUCCAAGUUGAUGAGAAUGAAUCAUUUAAAGAAACAAGUGGCAAAAAAGUUUUCAGAAAAACAAGGAAACGUUGUCAUGACACUGGCAAGGCAAUGCUUUUAACAAAUGGAGGAAAAAAAGAAGAGAACAAGAUAAAUGUCCUGACCCAAAGAAAGGAAAACCAACAAUGCUCACCUCUUCAGUCUUCUGUACCUGCACCUUCUAAACAAUGGAGCACCUCCUCUGAUAUGCCCAGGAUGAACAGACCAUACAAAAGUUUAAGGACACGUUCCAAAUCCCUAAGAAAUGCAGCUGCCCUUAGGAUCCAACCUCCAGACUCAUUUGAACUGGAAGAGGUUCAGAGUUUUGAAGAAGAAUAUCCAAGAGCAUUCAACUAUGACAGCAUCUCAGAAAUUACAAGGACAAACAGCUGUCAGUCUGACAGUAGUGGCUUUCAAGAGGAACCAUUGGAAGCUUUUCAUUUAAAGAAUCUCACCAAAAGCUUUAGCCUAAGUUCGGAUAGAAAUGAUAGUGAUGCAACUGUAAUAGAGGAAAAGUACUGCCAAGAACACUUUAAUGAAUCAAAUGACAUGAGCCAUAGCACUUCAGAUAAAGAAUAUGAAAACUGUUCAACGUUACCCCCUGAUGGCAAAAAUCAGAUGAACAAAGGGGAAAGGACAUUGUCGAAAAGUAGUAAAAACAGCGAUGAUGUCUUUGAAAGCUUUGAAAGUGCUUCUGAUUGUUUUUUCAAAGACGUAAACAACGACAAUGAUAAAAAGGACCAUCUUCCACAAAAAGAUGAGAUAAAAACUGAAAGUGCCCACGAGGAUGAGAAAAUCCCAAGAGAAUCCCAAGAAGAACAUCAAGUAGAUACCUUCUCAGAAGCAGAAUACCCAGUUUAUAUCACACAUUAUCUAAGAAAAGAUAUAGAAAAUGACAAUAAACCUUCUGUUGUUACUCAACAGCAAAUGGACAACUCAAAUGAAUGGGUAAGUGAGUGUCCAGACACAAGUAAUAACAUAGAUCAAUUUGCUGACAAGUGUAGUGAAACUUCUUUGGAAUUAUUAGACCUGAAAUGGACACCUCCACCAAUAGACAACUUCCUAAACCCUUCAUCACUAAUGCUUCCUGAAGGACAUGAUGAUUUUCUUGACAAAGAAUCAAAUUAUCUCUAUGAAGAUAAGAAGAAUGUAUUCCAGACAGAAGUAAACACCAAUAUUUACAAGUCUGUAACUAUUCAAAUGUCUUCUGAUUUAAAGCGAGACAUACAAAACACCAAUAUGAAUGCAUAUUUAAACAAGCAGCAUGUGCUUCACACUUUAACGAGUGGCAGCAUCGAAGAUGAUGUUUUGGAAAAGAAGGAAGCAUGCACUCAAACUGAGAUGGGGUGGCAAGGUGAAUACUCCCCUAACCCUCACCAUUUCCUUCACAGAUGUGGCUUUCCCACAAGGUCAAAUUCUUUUGACAACGGCCCUUUUGACUUGCAUCUUCCAUGCCACCAAGUAAUGAGAGCUUGCAGGCAUUGCUGUUUUUGCUGCUGUCAUCACCACCACUGCUGCCCUUCAAGAUAUCCUUCAGUUUAUGAAAACCCCACACUUUUGAGGUCUAACUUAACUCACACAAGCAUGGAGACUGAGCUGACAGAUACUUUGAAGAUGUUAAGAGAGUCACUUACUAAUAUCUCACUGCUUAGUGAUUAUGAUUCAGAAUAUAUGAAAAAAGCAUGUCAGAGAUAUCGAGAACAGUUACUAGAAAUUGAGCAGCACUUGACGGAGCAACAAGCAGGAUGGCUAAAUAUGUACUCAAGUGAAGAAAGGGAAGAGAUCAGAAGAUUGUUUUUGUUACGUCGAAAUGUUCUACAAGAAGUGUCAGAGCUGGAGCAGCAUUUGAAUGAAAGGGCACAGCAUGUUAAGGAAACAAUUUCAAUGCAACUUGAACAGGUCCUGGAAGAGCAAUCAAAGCUAUAUUCAGACCUUGGAUUAACUAAGAGGAAAAAAGAAUGUGAUUCUUUCAGUCAGAAUGAUAAUCCUCGUGGCAGUUUUACACUAUCAGCAUCAACUAAUUAUGAAAACACUGAAGUGGAAAAUGCAAGUUCUCUUGAUAUGGAAAACAAGAAUGAAGAACAAACAAAACCAUCAAAAAUGGAUUUUAGUGCCAUUCUAUAUAACAUCAAGAAGACUUUCAGAAGCUUCAACAGCUCUUAAAAAAUGAAGACGGGGGAACAACUGCAAAACUUCUGAAGUUAACAAUAGCUGCAAUUACAUAUUCUCUAAAUCAUGUGUGAUGCUCACAAGAGCACUGCUGUGCAAUGUUGCCUUACUACAUGUCAUUGUGCAGAGAAAGUAGUAUCUUGAUCAUAAAACAGUUGGUUUGCUCACAGGAAACUGAUAGCACUGACCUUAUUAGCCUAUUUCUGGAUAUCAUCCAUCCCUCCUGAGUUUCUUCCAGAAGAAGACAAAUCCAAUUAGUUCAUGCAUUUCUAUAUAAAAAUACAUUUUAUGUUCAAAGUCAUUUAAGAACCCUUAUGUAAAUAUACAUAGCGUAUGAUAAAAAAAAACAUUUGUAGUUCUAAGUUAUAUAUUUAUUUAUACACUACACACACAUUCCACCAGUUUGUGCAUAGAGGUUAGACAUUUCAUGAUCAAUGGACAGUUUUAGUAUCUGAGACUUUUAUUUUUAAAGUUGGUUAGUUAUAUAAAUGUUAGGAAUCUUGUUCAGGUAAGUCUCUUUGACAGGAAUAGCUACACUGCCAGUUGGAAGACACACUUGUUGUCUCUCUAGUAGAAAGGAACAAAAACUAUUUAUUAUUUUUAUGGAUUAUAACUAAAUGUUACAUACUGUAUCUUUUAAAAUGUCACUCAAGCAGACCUAAUUAUUUUACUGCACUACACAAACUUCUUCAGUCUUAUCAAAGUAGAAUAGAUGUCAUAGUUUAGGGAACAGCAGAUGACACUGCAUCUGUUGUGUAAUGGAUGUUGUAAGCACUGUGUUCAUUGUGUGUUUCUGCCAGCUCCUUUCAGCUAGUGGAAAAGUGCCAAAAAAUGACACUUACAACUUAUAUUUGCUUGAAUGGAAAGUUCAUGACUACACUGUCAACAUCCACUGCUCACUGAAUUAUAUUUGCACCUUUUCCACUUAAGCGAAUGGAAGGUAACAAAGGUGUUAGGCGCAUCUGUUCUGGCUGAAAUAUUCUAUUGGGGAAUAUGCCCUGUGUAUCAGCCUACAGCAGUAAUAGUUUAUUUACUGCAACCUUUCUUGUUUUGUUAUGGUGUGUCUAUAGUUAAUAACUGUGUAUGAAGCAGAACUAUUUUGUAGAUUUUAUACAUUGCACUACUGAGCAUGCUUUUCUAUUCUUGCACACAAUAUCUUAUUAACAAACACAGAAGUCUAUAGGGAAAACAUAAACACAAGUUGGUGCAGUUUUAAUAUAGCCACAUUGAUACAAGCACAAGCUAAACAGGCUGUGAAAGAAGCACAUAAUUAUGUAUUAUAAGUCUUUUUUGUAUUUAUUUAAGGGCUAUAUUAGGAAGUUAAUGUGCUUAAAUGUUUCUUUUGCUUUGUUACCCUCAAGCCAUUUUUAGAUUGUAAGGUUUUGGGCAGGGCCGUCUUCCCCUCCUGUAUCAGUUAUUGGUUGCUUUGUAAGUAAUUCUGAAUGUUAAAUGUAUACACCCAUUUAUUGUAUAGCACUGCAAAACAUGUUAAAACCACUAAUAAUAAUAAUGACAAAUCUCAAAUGAUGUGAUCGUUUUAGUGAUAUAUGUGUGACUACCCUACCACUGGUGUAUCUAUUGCCAUUUUGGAAACCAGUUUGGUAUCAGUACCAGCAGAUCACAGUAGGUCUGCCAAGAUGGAAAAUUCAGAAUGCCUACUGUAUGUUUCUUGUCAUUUGUAUACGGAUCAACAAACACUGAAGUAAGAGGGUCUUCAGCAUCCUUACACUUUCACUGAGCUUGUUCAAGGUAAAGGCUAUGUACGUCCACACUUACAAUAGUCUUAUCAGUCACUAUCUUAGAUGCCUAUUCUAGGUGGUCUAAUGUCUUUAGGAACAUAUGGCUAGCCAAAAUCAGUUCCACAGAUCUAGCAGCAAUGGGGACAUAUAAGUCUAUAUUUUUGUAAAGCCUGUACAAAGAUAUGUAAUGCACUGUUAUUUAAAAACUGCUAUUCCCCUGCACUAAGCCCAGUUUAGUAGGAAAGCUUUAUGUUAUUGUGUAACAUGGUAUUCAGAGUUGCAGUUUUAUUUUUUUUAAUUCUCCUAUCGAAUCUAACCAAAACCUCACAAAUAUUACAAAUAUCCAUUCCUACACAGAGAACGUUUUUACCUUUUGAGGACUGCAGUAAAAGCAAAGUUUUACUUUGUUAUUCAAUUUAGACUAAUGUAUUUUUUUAAAUAAAGGUAUGGAGUCUGUUAUCCAGAAUGCUCAGGAUGUGGGGUUUACCAGAUAAGGGGUCUUUCUGUCAUUUGGAUCUCCAUUUGGAUCAUCUUAAAAUGAAUUUAAACAUUAAAUAAACCCAAUAGAAUUGUUUUGCCACCAAUAUGGAUUGAUUGUAUCUCAGAUGGGAUCAAGUACAAGGUACUGUUUUAUUAAUACAGAGAAAAAGGAAAUUCUUUCAAAAAUAGAAUGAAUUGAUUAAAACAGAUCUUUAUGGGAGAUGAUUCCUAUAAUUUGGAGCUUUCUGGAUAACAGGUUUCCAGAUAAUGGAUCCCAUACCUGUAUAUACUUUUAUUGUAUCUGAAUAGUUAUUAAAAGCAAUAAUGAUGCCAAUUCUAACCAUGUUUUAAUAAUUACUUGAUAAAGUGUUUGGUGUGAUUUUCUUUACAAAGCAUACUAAAAGGUAGAGCACUGUGACUGUAAAUCUUAUUCUAGUUCAUACUUAUUAUUAUUGAAUCAUUUCACUAAAGCCAAUAUUCACUUUGGUUCACCAAAGUAGUGCUGUAGAUUAUUUGCCAACUUAACUAUAUUUAUAUAGUUUUGUAAUCUCUUAAUAUGCAAUUGUCUUUAAUGAACAAGCAAGUUUGAUCAACUAAAUUUGAUAAAUGAAAUAUUUUGAUCUAACAUGCCAGAUUAAAAAUGUUUGGUUAUUAACUGUAAUAAAAAUAUGUGAGCAUUA